Molecule: messenger RNA, 861 nt
Organism: Darwinula stevensoni
Lineage: Eukaryota; Metazoa; Arthropoda; Ostracoda; Podocopida; Darwinulidae
Source: the annotation of a GenBank genome assembly
GAUCGAUUGGGUACAUUCGCAUCAAACCAUGCGGCAGCGAAUGCGUAUGGCCAAGAUAUCAGGUCAAUAGCGACCGAUGUCUUAGACGAUGAAAACCCACGGCCUUACGUAAUUGUGGGCGGGCCUCCAUGCCAAGGAUUUUCAUCUAUUCGGCCUUUCAGAAAUGUUGAUUGGGCCGAUCCGCGCAAUAAUCUUGCAGAAGAAUUUUGCCGCAUUGUCAACGAUCUCCGCCCUGAGUGGGUAGUUUUUGAAAAUGUUGUCGGCUUACUUACGCAUGAAAAAGGAAAGAGCGCCCGCGCCAUUCAAGAGGCCUUUGAAGAAAUUGGCUACAGAACUGAUGCCCGAGUACUCAAUUCUGCUUACUAUGGUGUCCCUCAACGACGAGAGCGCCUGAUUAUAGUAGGAAGCCUUCGAAAUAAGCGGUUCAAAUGGCCCACCCCCACGCACCAAAUAGAUGCCCGAAGCAUGGUUGGGGAUUCUAAUUUAAUCAUCAAACCGGAAAAACGCGCUGGGGCGUGCUUACCGCGUGCGGUAACACUAGAUGAAGCCUUGCAUGACCUGCCUGAAUUGCAAUCGGGAGAGGCAAGUAAUCUAUACCGCGACAAUGUUCAUCCUACCGACCGUUUAGCUGGAGAUGAGCCUAGCGUAACACUUACCGUCAAUUUUGUUCAUCCCGCAUCGAAUAGAUGCAUUCAUCCUCAUCAAGAUCGCGCACUAACUCCACGUGAAGGCGCACGCAUCCAAGGCUUUUUCGACACUUUUAAUUUUGUUGGAUCGAGAGCACAAGUUGUUAAGCAAAUUGGCAAUGCAGUAUCGCCUAUUCUAGGGAAAAAAAUAGCUGAGGCUAUUAUUGAGAGUGAU